Messenger RNA from Adineta steineri, 2169 nucleotides. Lineage: Eukaryota; Metazoa; Rotifera; Eurotatoria; Adinetida; Adinetidae. The record is from the annotation of a GenBank genome assembly.
AUGAAUGUUCUUGUUUGUUUUAGUUCAUUGAAAGAAUUCAUCACAUGUUUUGAAGAUCUCUCUAAUGAAUUAAUCUAUGAAAUAUUUGAUUUAUUAGAUUUUCAUCAUGUUUGUCAAGCUUUUGACUCACUUAAUGCACGAUUUUAUAAUCUUAUAACGAAUUCAACUCUUCCAAUUGAAGUGAAUCUUUCAUCUAUAUCAAAAUCGACGUUUAAACGAUACAAUAAAGACAUUAUUCUACCGAAUAAACAUCGAAUUCAUUCACUUCAUUUAUCAAAUCCGUGUUUAUAUGAUGAUAUUUCUUUGCCGAUUCAUAUUCUAUCCAAGUUUCUUCGUCUCAAAACACUUAGUCUUAAUAAUAUUGAAUCAAAACAUCUUGAAUAUCUCCUUCCUACAUUAGUUUCUUUACCAUGUCUCUCUUCAUUAUCGAUCACAUCAAUAGACAUUAUUGUAAACAGGACUGCUAUCUAUUCUCAGAUAAUUCGUCUGCCUGCAUUGAAAUAUUGCAGCUUAUCAUUGAAAGGAUCACAUUACAGUGAAGUAUCAUUACCAACACUCGAUAAAUACAGUACUAUCGAGCAUCUAAUCAUCAAGCACGAUAUUUCCACCAAUGAACUUUACAACUUAUUAUCGUCUAUUCCUCAACUUCGUCGUGUAUAUAUUUGUUAUAUACUCAACUCAUGGACGACGUAUAUGAAACCAUCUCCAUUUCUAUUACCUUAUUUAACACAUGUUUCACUAGAUCUAAGCUCCAUAAGCUUUGCUGUAUUCGAAGAAAUGGUUAUUGAUAUUUUUCAUGUAGUACACGUUUUACAUAUUUUCAUACAUAAUAAUAAUGAUCAAAUGUAUAUAAAUGCUAAUAGAUGGGAACAAUUGAUAUUAUCUCAUAUGCGAAAUUUACGUAUAUUCGAUAUUCGACAUGAAACUUGGUCGAGAAAUAUUACUACUAAUAAUCAGGUGAUAUUGAAUAAUCCAACUAAUACGUUUACAUCUUCAUUUUGGAGCGAACGAGAAUGGUUUUUUACACAACAAUUUAUUCAGGAACGAUAUAGAAAUUGUACAAUCUUCUGUUCAAUAGAACCAUAUAGAAGAAAAUAUUAUACAUUAUGUAAGCAAAUUCAUCCAUCAACUUAUUUAAAUUCGAAGAAAACUCAUUUGCAAUCUGUUCAACAUCUUCGCAUUGACAAUGAAAAUGAAAUAAUAGAUUGUAAAUAUUAUUUUCCAAAUGUAACUACGCUUACUCUUGAAAAUAGUCUUUCAUGUACCCUUAUUAAAUCUCGUUCUCUUUCAUUGACAAAAAUAAUUGAAAUAUUACAAUUUACACCUUAUAUUCGGACAUUAAUAUUCGAAUCUAUGCCACUUUAUGGGGUUAAUUAUAAAUCUAUUCAACAAAAUCAAACUUUUCAAUUAGUAUCCAAUACAAAUAUGAUUACAAAUGUGAUUUUUAAACAAAGAUGUACAUUAGAUAAACUUCAAUUAUUUGUUGCUUUAUGUUCUCGAAUUCAACAUUUAACAUUAGGUCAUGAUACGGAGGAUUUAGAAUCAAUAGUACGAUUUCUAUUGAAGAAGAGAAAUGAAAAUACAAGUAAUUUGUGCUCAAUACGUCUUGUAUCGACGUGUCCAUUUUUUCUUGCAACAUUGAGAACAUUGAUCGAAUCUGAGACAUUACUCACUGAUUAUAUAUUAAAAAAAGUCGGUACUAAUAUAUAUUUAUGGCGAUAUAAAAUUAUUCCAUUAGGAAGUCAUUCCUAUAUAGAAGUUUUAAAUGAACGUGAAAAUGAAAAAUUUGUACAGUUACCACUUUAUACAAGUCAACGAUAUUUAGAUUUGGAUAUUCCAUUCGAUAAAGCAUUGGUUGCAUUCCUUGAUUGUGUUAAUCAAUUCAAAUUAGCAAUUGAAUCGAAGAAUAAAGCAAUUAAUUCGAAAAAUAAAAGUUUUUGUUUACCAUAUAAAAUGAAUGGAAAGGGUAUUAUAAGUGAUAGUAAUGGUAUUCCAUUUAGCGUCAAAUUUCAAUUUAAUUCACAAGAAAACUGGACAAAAGCAUUAAAAUAUAUGUUAACGAAUUUAAAAUGGGGUUUGUCUUGGAUAACCAGUCAAUUACCUGAUGAUAUGACAACAUCGAAUGCUAUCCCAUCGUCAUCAUCUCCAACAGUUGCAUCGCCAAGAUAA